UGUGUGUGUGUGUGUGUGUGUGUGUGUGUGUGUGUGUGUGUGUGUGUGCGAAGGUGAGCGACAAGAAAAAAAAGAGAAAAAACCUCGUGCAACCGGGGAGCAAAGCGUCCUCAUUCGGCGGCCAACCGAUGAUAUUUUGAUGAAUGUUGUGAUAGAACUGUCGUUAGAAAGUGAGUGUGAAGAGAUACUUACCUGGUGGAAGUGCAGUCUAUCACGGGAGCGACUCCGAAAGAGUGUUUCCUCAAGUUUUUCUGAACUAUUCUGGCUGGUUUUUUGAGGGACGAGUUCUUCAAUUCAGCUGUGAUCCAUAUCACCCGCCAUGCUGCAUGGAGGCUCUUGGUUCAUCGGGACCGCAGUGUGGACAUCAGUGUGGUAGGACAAGGCUCAGUCCUGAAGAGUGACACAUUUAGUUGAGAUCUCAGUGUUUUUGGUUUAUUUUUUUUAUCUUUUGCUAAAAAACAAAUUGACAAGGGAACCUAAAGAACUAUUUUUCCUUGGAGGACCCUGAAAGACAAUAAAUAAACUGAAACAGACAACGGAAACAGGGAAAAUAAGGACAAUUGAACCCAUUACAGGAGGGAAAGAAUUUUUUUCUAUAUCGGUACUUACCUGGGUCAGCUAAUUUUAUUUCAUACUGUGAAUUUAAUUUAUGUGGAAAGAACUGCAUUUCAUUUAAUGAGCGUAAGGCUGAACAUUUUAUGUUUGAGAAAAAAUUGAAUAUUCGAAUAUAUAUAUAUUUAUACCACAUUUUGUGUUGUGUGUUAUGUGGGCUGGAGAUCAAUUGCUCUCAUGCUUCAGUGCUACUGCCAAUCUACUUACCCGAACCUAGUUGAUCAGACGGAACCCGAGGAGACUGAGAAAAAGUAUCUGGAGCUGCGUUUCAACAGAGCGACACGUCUGCUGGGAACUGUGCUCUUCAUUGUUCAGACUAUCCUCUACACUGGAAUCGUCAUUUAUGGCCCAGCACUAGCUUUAAGCCAAGUUACUGAUCUGGAUCUGUGGAGUGGAAUUAUUUCAACAGGCAUUGUCUGUACUCUUUACUGCACAUUGGGUGGACUGAAGGCAGUGGUGUGGACUGAUGUGUUCCAGAUUGGAGUAAUGCUUGCAGGUUACCUUGCUGUCAUCAUCAGGUCUGUGAUCUCACAAGGAGGAGUCGUAACCGUCAUUUCAGAUUCACAACAAGGAGGGAGACUCAACCUUUUGGACUUUGACAUAAACCCUCAGAGAAGACACACUUUUUGGACCACUGUCAUUGGAGGGACAUUUGGCUAUAUCACAGUCUAUGGGACUAACCAAUCGCAGGUUCAGAGAUACGUCUCCUGCAAGAGCAUCACUCAUGCCAGAGUAGCACUGUACAUCAACCUGUUAGGUCUGUUCUCCUUCUUGUUGGGCUCAGUGUUUGCAGGAAUGUGCCUCUACUCAGUCUAUAAGAACUGUGACCCAUGGACAGCCGGACUGGUUUCUGCUCCCGAUCAGCUAAUGCCAUAUAUGGUGAUAGACAUGUUGACAGACUAUCCUGGCCUUCCCGGACUAUUUUUUGCAUCAGUAUAUAGCGGCUCUCUAAGCACAGUGUCUUCCAGCAUCAAUGCAUUGGCUGCAGUGACACUAGAGGACUUUAUCAAACCAUACACUAACAUGUCUGAGAAACACCUGUUCUGGAUGUCCAAAGGACUGAGUUUCUUUUAUGGAGUUUUAUGCAUUACCAUGGGUAGACUGGCCUCAGUCAUGGGAGGGAUGAUGCAGGCAGGUGUCAUUGUCAGUGGGGUCAUUGGAGGUCCUUUACUUGGCCUGUUCACAUUGGGUAUCCUCUGUCCAUUAGCCAAUUCCAAAGGAGCUUUGUCAGGCCUUGUGUCAGGGUUGGCUGCAUCCUUGUGUGUGAGCCUUGAAGCCCUGAUGUACCCUUCCCCUCCUACAAUGACCCGACCUCUGUCACUGACCACUGAAGGUUGUAACUUCACCACGACACACAGCCUCAACUGGACCACCACUGCUCUGCCCACAGAAUCAAGCUCCAUCACCACAGCCCCAUUACAGAACAGCGAUAACAAACAACUGGCAGAAAACUGGCACUCUCCUUCCUACCUUUACUUCUGUCUUAUUGGAGCUGUAACUUCUGUCAGUGUAGGAGUGAUAGUCAGCCUGUUUACAGGAGGCUGGAGGGCCAGGGAGGAAUCAAGGCUUUCAUUUAUGAAAGAAGACACAACUACUUAUCACAUAUUCUUGUUUUUUAAAAACAGAGUCAUGAGACGAGCAGGAAAGCAUCACCUGACAAAGAAUGGAGAGAAGAAAGUUGGCAACAUAAAUGCUGCUUUCUGUGACACUGAGAUGGCCUUUACAGGCAGCAUUCCCACAUUCAUUCCCUCUAAUGGAAACUAUUUUUUGUAAUUACAAAAAAACAGGAUAUCCCUGUUUAAAAAUGUACAUCUGCAUGUUGUUCUCAUUAUAUAUUAGCUAUUAAUUAUAGGUCUGAUGUUUUAAGGAAUUAUUUUUUCCAGUUGGAAAAUGUGUUUGAUCUCUCUCUUAAAUGCCUUUAAAUAUUGUGACAUUUCUCUUAAUUAGUAUGUUUGUUGCCCUUACUGCUUUUAACACAAAAUUGAACACCUGCACAAUAGCUUAAAUAUAUCUCACAGCCAGAGGGUGCUGCUGAUUUGUUAUAUGAGGCACACGAGCUCUUCCUUUGGAUACUUGGAUUUGAAGGGAGGUACCAUUACGACACCUGUUAGUGGUCUGCAUUGGUACAGGGGGCAGACUGAUGUUUUCCUUCUGGAUAGAAACAAUGACGCAGUAACACCAGUACUACAAAGACAGAUUUAUGAAGGAAUGGUGUUGUUUGACCAUUCAUGUUCAUUAAUUAAACUGUGUCAUACACAGCAGUUGUAGGCCACCACAGCAAGGAAACAUGACAUAUUGUAUCCCAUCGCAAAGAGAAAAACUGUAAUAAAAAAC
Dicentrarchus labrax (European seabass) is the source of this 2946-nucleotide messenger RNA. RefSeq names its product sodium-coupled monocarboxylate transporter 1-like. Gene Ontology annotation, biological process: propanoate transmembrane transport; sodium ion transport. The record is from RefSeq and is a predicted model, not a curated record. The transcript is spliced from 16 exons. Gene Ontology annotation, molecular function: organic acid:sodium symporter activity. Gene Ontology annotation, cellular component: membrane. Lineage: Eukaryota; Metazoa; Chordata; Actinopteri; Moronidae. Bases 790 to 2385 code for a protein of 531 amino acids.